CUAUUGUCUAGCGCACAGUCAACAUUGCAGUCGUCAUGUCACGAGUUAUGCCGAUGUCUGGGUAGAUCUCUCCUGAGCUGCUAUUCAGGAUGGAUUCAGACUCUGUGUUCCCCAAUUGUGUGGUGUGCAGCACCUCCUUCAGGUACAGAGGACCACAGCCCCACCUGCUUCCCUGUCUACAUCCUGUAUGUGAUGACUGUCUCAAGUCACCAGAAGUCACAACCCUGGACUGCUCUGUCUGCUUGAAGAGUCAUGAUAAAAAUGUUGGGAGUUUCCCAGUAGACGAUGUUGUACUUGGUGACGUCCUCAACCAGACAAUGAAGCACAGACCGUCCGACUUCAAAUGUACCAACAAGGUGGAUGGAAACCAAGCAAUGUCUUGGUGUCAGGAAUGUGAGGACUAUUUCUGCGAGCACUGCCAUAUAUCUCACUCAGAGGUGAAAGCAACUAGGAAUCACACAAUGAAGUGGAUUUCUGAUCUUCCAUGUACAACGACAAGAUCAUAUUCCGACUGUGAGAAACACGGACAACGUUUGGACGUCUAUGAUAAAGACUGUGAUUGUUUGAUCUGUUUUCAAUGCUUCUACGAAGAUCACGCCAGUCACGGUACCGACACAGCUGAUAUGUUCUUGAGUCGUGAACAAGACGUCUUGAAGGCUUACAUAAAAUCUGCUUCAGAGAAGAAGGAAAAGAUCAUUUCAGCAAAAGAAACAGUUAUUGUACAAGCAACACGUAUUGACGAGAAGGCCGUUUCCCUUCGAGACACCGUUCAACACACCUUUUCUGAGCUGAGAGAUGUGAUAGGUCAGCGAGAGAAGGCUGUGCUUGUGGAGCUGGAUCAGCUUUUAGACUCCAUGAGGAAGAUCAAUGGCAGUCGUCAUCCUGUCCUGGAGUCAUCAGAGACAAGCUGCCAGACAGUCCUUGACUACACCAGCAGCAAGACUCUCCUCUAUGCCUCACCUUCCCACCUCCACAAAGUGAAGAGUUCCAUCACACAGGCCUUUGAGUCUUGUAUAAAGGCUGACGUUCCUGCUGUUCACAAAUGCGAACCGUGUGUCGUCUUCUCAAAGCAAGGUUUACCGGAUUUGAAAUCCUUAGUAUCAUCCUUUGGUAGUUUCAUGACUUCAGUUACCCAGACGGAAUCACCUAUGGAAGCAUCACUUAAAACAGGCCUUCAGAUGAAACUGGAAGCAGAUAUUCAUGACCUUCAGACACAGAACAGAGAGGCUCAGACGCUAAUCAGUGCACUGGAAAAGGAGGCCUCUCAGAAUGAACAGAAGGUGAAGACUUUGCAGGAGGAUUUAUCCAGACUUCAGGGGAUCGUAAUUCAGUUGCACCCCAUGGGCUACGACAAAGGCACGUGUCUGCAUGUGCUUGGGGCAGUGAACAGAGCGCGACAUGUAGUUGUAUGUCCAAAGAUGAUGUUUGAUUCCGACAGAGUAAACCUUUACAGAAGGCACACUAAUGACAGAAGGCCUUCUCGUCAACACCCAACAUCCUGAAUGGCG
This is a messenger RNA of Haliotis rubra (blacklip abalone), 1508 nucleotides long. RefSeq names its product E3 ubiquitin-protein ligase TRIM33-like. The record is from RefSeq and is a predicted model, not a curated record. NCBI's taxonomy places the organism in Eukaryota, Metazoa, Mollusca, Gastropoda, Lepetellida, Haliotidae. The transcript has 6 exons. Gene Ontology annotation, biological process: positive regulation of DNA-templated transcription. Gene Ontology annotation, molecular function: ubiquitin-protein transferase activity. The coding region runs from base 90 to 1502 and encodes 470 amino acids. Gene Ontology annotation, cellular component: nucleoplasm; chromatin.